Messenger RNA from Trichosporon asahii var. asahii CBS 2479, 312 nucleotides. RefSeq lists its product as uncharacterized. Gene Ontology annotation, cellular component: AP-1 adaptor complex; membrane coat. The record is from RefSeq and is a predicted model, not a curated record. Gene Ontology annotation, biological process: receptor-mediated endocytosis; Golgi to vacuole transport; intracellular protein transport. Bases 1 to 312 code for a protein of 103 amino acids. Lineage: Eukaryota; Fungi; Basidiomycota; Tremellomycetes; Trichosporonales; Trichosporonaceae. The transcript is spliced from 4 exons. Gene Ontology annotation, molecular function: clathrin-cargo adaptor activity.
AUGAGCGCCCUGAUCAAGGCCAUUCGGUCCUGCAAGACACUUGCGGAUGAGAGGUCAUGUAUUCAGAAGGAGUCUGCCGCCAUUAGAACAGCGUUCAAGGAGGAGGACACCUAUAUGCGCUACAACAAUGUCGCGAAGUUGCUCUACAUUCACAUGCUGGGUUACCCGGCGCACUUUGGUCAGAUUGAGUGCCUGAAGCUCGUCGCCAGCCCGCGGUUCAGCGACAAGCGAUUGGGAUACCUCGGUAUCAUGUUACUCCUCGACGAAAACCAGGAGGUGCUCACCCUUGUCACCAACUCGCUGAAGAAGUGA